AUGUCUAUUGAUAAAAGCUGGACUACUAAUCCAUAUCGAAACCAUCCCGAGUUCCAAGCAGGACUCAAAGCUUUUAUUGAGAAGUUCAAGUCGCACCUUGAUAGUAAUGGUAAAAUCAGAUGUGCGUGUGAAAAAUGUGAUAACCGUUACUUCAAGUACCCGACUGCAGUUGAACGCCAUAUAUUUAUAAAUGGUUUCAGUAAGGCGUACAAAAUUUGGAUCUAUCAUGGUGAAUCUUUUAUUCCUCCAGUCGUCUUGCCAAGUAAUGAAAUGGUCGAUUUAAUCGACGAUGUGAUGUGGGAGUCGAGAGAAAAUGAUACCAACCUCGAUGAAGGAACCUCGAAUACAAGGGGUAGCGGUGUGGAUGAUGACUUUGCACAGUUGUUGGAAGAAAUGGAAACUCAAUUGUAUACUGGUUGCAUCUUUUCUUCCCUUGAGUUUCUAGCAAAGUUAAUGCAUAUCAAGGUGAACAACAAAUGGACUAAUAGUUCAUUUGAUCAACUCCUUGAGCUCUUGCAAUUAGCAUUUCCCAAAGGCAACAAGGUUCCCCUUUCACUUUAUCUAGCCAAAAAGAAACUAAAGUCUAUUGGCCUGGGGUAUGAGUCGAUACAUGUGUGCAAAAACGAUUGUUGUCUCUUUUGGAAAGAACAUGAUUCUUUGCAAGUUUGUCCCGUUUGUAAAGAGAGCCGAUGGAUCGAUAAAAACACCAAGGGUAAGAAAGUACCUCAUAAGGUGUUAUGGUACUUUCCUGUGACCCCUAGACUACGACGUUUAUAUUGUUCGAGGCACACUGCCAAAAAUAUGAUUUGGCAUAGUACCAGACGUUCAGAAGAUGGUGUGAUGAUUCAUCAUGUUGAUCGGGAACAUUGGCAAGAUUUUGAUAAAAAAAACAUACCCCGACUUCUCGAGUGA
Molecule: messenger RNA, 912 nt
Organism: Lactuca sativa (garden lettuce)
Lineage: Eukaryota; Viridiplantae; Streptophyta; Magnoliopsida; Asterales; Asteraceae
Source: RefSeq, a predicted model, not a curated record